This is a messenger RNA of Talaromyces rugulosus, 801 nucleotides long. RefSeq lists its product as uncharacterized. Bases 1 to 801 code for a protein of 266 amino acids. The record is from RefSeq and is a predicted model, not a curated record. The transcript has 3 exons. NCBI's taxonomy places the organism in Eukaryota, Fungi, Ascomycota, Eurotiomycetes, Eurotiales, Trichocomaceae.
AUGUCUGAAGAUCUGAAGGCUUUGAAGGAUGAAUUGACAGCUGUGAAGGCUGAAAUUUAUCGUGUCAGUGCUGAGGCAGAGAUACGCAAAUUACACUUUAAAUACGGAUACUAUCUCGAUAAAUGCUUGUAUCAGGAGGUUGUCGACAUGUUCUCCGACUGUCCCGAUGCGUUUAUUGAAUUCCACGGAGGGCGUUACAGAGGUAAAGAAGGUAUCCGCCGUCUUUUUAUCGACCGAUUCGCAAAAAAAUUUACUCAAGGGCGCAAUGGGCCUAUUCAUGGCUUCUUGCUUGACCACGCAAUGCUUCAAGAUAUCAUCGACGUUGAUAAAGAUGGGAAACACGCUUGGGGAAGGAUGAGGACCUUCAUGUCUGCCGGCACCCACGAGAGCAUCGCAAAGGAUAACCCGAGAGGUUUAGUCCAGUGGUGGGAAUCAGGAAUCUAUGAGAAUGAGUACAUUAAGGAGAAUGGUGUCUGGAAGCUGUUCCGCUACAGAUAUUGGCCGUUUUGGCAUGCGGAUUUUGACAAAGGAUGGAGUCACACCCGGGACGAAUAUGUUCCCUUUCCAAAGCAUUGCUACCCGGAGGACCCCAUGGGUCCCGAUGAACUAGUCGAGCGUACGAACCUAUGGCCACAGACCAAGGUUGUGCCAUUCCAUUAUCUUCAUCCUGUCAGUGGGAAGCAGGUGAAAGAAGAGGACAUGAGGGCACCGCUACUUGGUCAGGAUCAUAUGAUGAGUGAUCCAUCUCUGUCGUUGGAUGUUCCACUUUGGGAUGGAACAACCGGAAUUCACGGGCACUGA